AUGGGCGAUGCCGAGACUGAAAGUGAUUUGAGUUGCUCGUCAGGAACAAAAGUUGAAUGGGUAGAAAUUGUGGAGCCACAGACUCGGCAACACAUGUAUGCAAAUCUUCGGACGGGGCAAUGUGCUUGGGAACCACCUCCCGGUGUUCCAGUCAAGAAAACAGCAAAUAAUCAGUGGUGGGAAUUAUUUGAUGGUAAUUCCCAGCGUUUUUAUUACUAUAAUGCUACUACAAUGAAAACAGUAUGGCAAAAACCUGCAGGAUGUGACAUAAUACCGCUUGCGAAACUUCAAACUCUAAAAGAAAAUACAGAACUUCAUUCCAAUGUGCAGUGUGAUGACAAGUGCUCAGUUAUCGAAAGAACGAAGACAACGAAACGGAAUAAUGAAACACAGACAUCACCGAAAGAUGAACGAAGAUCUGGCAGUAAUCGUAGCUUAUCUAAUACAGUUUUCGCUCAAAAUGUUUCUCCGGAAUCAGGAAUUGUAGCAACUAGGAAGCUUAGCUCUCCGCUUACAUCCACAUCUAGGAGAUUGUGUCAAGCAUCGCCUUCAAUGCAAGUUUCACCUGGCUACAUUGAACCGCUACUUAGCAAUGUUCAGGAUAUGCAUAUCUACUCAGAUCGGGCACGAAAUGUGCCUUUCCUUCCUCCUGUUUCAUUUAUUCCUCGAGAUAACUCAUUUGAAAGCCAUUCUAUAUCACUGCAUCAGCCGCAAACAGUAAUGUCAACUCGUACUACUUCAUCCGCAUCAACGAAUAUUUUACCAUCUAUCAUUCAGUCAUCAACUCGUAGCUCCAGUUCUUCCCUUGCAAUGAACAGUAAUCGCAUUCCUCUUGAUAAUGGUACAGAGUUGAAAAAAUGUCAUACUUCGGUCUCAAGUUCAAAAGUUCGGGAUCAUAAUGAUAUCUCUCAUGGGUCGCUUAAUUGCUGGACAAAGGAAUCUAUCAAACAACCAGUUUCUGGCAAUAUGGAAGACAAACAUGUGAGAAAAGAAGCAUCAAAUAUGUUCAAAGUCAUCCAAUGUUAUAUGGGUGAUCGAAAAAGUAAAACUUCGAAUGAUCAGUUGGCACUUACAUUAUGUGAAUGGGGUAUUUCGAAAGAAAGUUUAGCUGAUGAACUUUUUUGUCAGAUUUUAAAGCAGUUGACGGGUAACGAACGAUUUGAUUCGAUACGACGUGGAUGGGAGUUGCUUGCUAUUUUUUUGUCUUUUUUUUCUCCAUCGAAUCCAGAAAUAGCUCAUAAAUUAACUGAAUUUAUUGAAGCAAAUUCUGAUCGGUUGUUGGAUAUGCCUGAGGUACCCGUUUCUCAUUAUGCCGUUCAGUGCAGUAGACGUUUGAUGCGUCUAUCAACUACUCGACCAAAACCAGCCCUUAGUUUAAUUCAAGAAUCUCGUGUCCAUAUUUUUAACCCAUCGCAAUUUUACGCACCUCUGGAAGAAUUGAUGGAGAUGCAAGCCGACAAAUAUCCUGAAAGGAUUUUACCUUGGCUAGAAACAACACUAAUAGACUUGAUUUUAUCUGCUGAUGGGCAGCACACAGAGGGUCUUUUUCGCGUACCAGCUGAUCCGGAUCACAUUCAUACAGCAAGGCUGCGUCUUGAUCGAGGACUUAUACCAGUCGUUCGGGACGCUCAUGUUCCAGCUGCAUUACUGAAAUCGUGGUUACGUUCUUUGCCAGAACCACUUCUACCAGAUACGUUUUAUCAGCGCUCUCUGUUAGUAUGUGAUCAACCUGAAGAAGCAUGCCGCAUAGUUGAGCUGCUUCCUAGUGUGAACCGUUUAGUUCUAGCAAAAUUACUAGAGCUGCUUCAGUUACUGGCAGAAGAAGAAACAGUAAAAUGUACAAAAAUGGAUGUGUGCAAUUUGGCUAUGGUAAUGGCACCUAAUGUUCUACGAUGUGUAAGUGACGACCCACGUAUUAUUUUUGAAAAUGCUCGUCGGGAAAUGGCUUUUCUGAAAACUCUUAUUUUAUAUUAUGAUACUUCAUAUAUACGCUCCAUUACCUGA
Thelazia callipaeda (thelaziosis nematode) is the source of this 2004-nucleotide messenger RNA. Lineage: Eukaryota; Metazoa; Nematoda; Chromadorea; Rhabditida; Thelaziidae. The record is from the annotation of a GenBank genome assembly.